Molecule: messenger RNA, 273 nt
Organism: Colletotrichum scovillei
Lineage: Eukaryota; Fungi; Ascomycota; Sordariomycetes; Glomerellales; Glomerellaceae
Product: benzoate 4-monooxygenase cytochrome P450
Exons: 2
Coding region: 1-273 (90 amino acids)
Source: RefSeq, a predicted model, not a curated record
AUGGACAUGGCACAGCACGGCAUUACGGUCAACGCAUACUGUCCCGGCAUGGUCCGCACUGAUAUGUGGGAGACCAUUGACACUAGCCUUACAACCAGGAUGGGACUUCCCAAAGGUGCUGCGUUUGAGAACGGUGUUGCGACCCGCAUUGCGUCUAAGAAACCUCAGACUCCUGAAGACGUCGCUGGUUUGGUAAGUUUUCUGGCAGGAGAAGACUCGGAUCAGAUCACUGGGCAGAGUUUGAUCGUAGACGGCGGUGUGGUAUUUUCUUAG